AUGUUCAUCUCCAGCUGUAAAUUGUUCAGCUUGCUGAUAAAUCGCAAAAACAUCAACACGCUGCUCGAUAUAUUGAUGAAAAAGCCAUGCAGACCGUUAAGACCGAACGAGAUGAAGAUUCAGUAUACAUUUGACAAGGACAUAGAAAUUAAUACUUGGCGCUACGUGUAUCUGGGAAUAGCGACAUGUUCGUUUGUCGUGUCAAUGUCUCUGUGCAUAAAUCUUGACAAACGAAAAUUAACAUACCCAGCAUGGUUGCCAUUUGAUUAUUCGUCGACAAUAUUGUACUCUCUGACAUUCGCUCAUCAGCUUAUGUGUCUUAUUAUUGGGUCUUUUCUGAAUAUUGCUUGUGACAGUCUUUUCUGUGGAUUUUUGGUCCAUAUUUGCUGUCAAAUCGAGAUCUUAACGUAUCGUCUUCGAGAAAAUAUAUCUUACUCUGAUAUUCUCAGCGAGUGCAUCCGCCAACACUGUUAUAUCUUCAGAUUCGCCUUUAUUAUAAAUACAAAGUUUAGACUUCUUGUUAUUGUUCAAUUUGUAAUAAGUACGUUGGUGGUGUGCUUUAGUCUAUAUAGAUUAACUAAAACGACAUCGCAUGCUAAGCAUGUUGAAAUGACACUGUGCAUGAUGUGCAUGCUAACGCAAAUUUUCUUUUACUGUUGGUAUGGAAACGAGGUGAAGUUAAAGAGCUGUGAGCUGAGCGAUAACAUUUUUAAAAUGGAAUGGAUAACACUGAACAAGAAGAAGAAGAAGUCUUUAAUAAUAAUAAUGAGACGUGCGAUUAUGCCUAUUCAAAUUACCAGUGCUUAUAUCAUUUCCAUGAACCUUGAGUCCUUUAUGACUAUACUCAAGAUGUCGUAUUCGACUUACAAUUUGCUUCAACAAAUAUGA
Messenger RNA from Dinoponera quadriceps, 888 nucleotides. RefSeq names its product odorant receptor 4-like. Gene Ontology annotation, cellular component: plasma membrane. The transcript has 5 exons. Gene Ontology annotation, molecular function: olfactory receptor activity; odorant binding. Lineage: Eukaryota; Metazoa; Arthropoda; Insecta; Hymenoptera; Formicidae. The record is from RefSeq and is a predicted model, not a curated record. Gene Ontology annotation, biological process: detection of chemical stimulus involved in sensory perception of smell; sensory perception of smell. Bases 1 to 888 code for a protein of 295 amino acids.